Cyprinodon variegatus (sheepshead minnow) is the source of this 5488-nucleotide messenger RNA. It is a transcript of the gene rgs3a, whose product is annotated as regulator of G-protein signaling 3. The record is from RefSeq and is a predicted model, not a curated record. Bases 453 to 3638 code for a protein of 1061 amino acids. The transcript has 16 exons. Gene Ontology annotation, biological process: signal transduction. Gene Ontology annotation, molecular function: protein binding. Lineage: Eukaryota; Metazoa; Chordata; Actinopteri; Cyprinodontiformes; Cyprinodontidae. Gene Ontology annotation, cellular component: nucleus; plasma membrane.
ACAGUGUGGCCUCAGCAGGCUGAGCCAGCACCAGUCUCGCCUGCAUGACGCCAUCACACACACACUCUCACAGCUGAUCUCAGGCGCUUCUGCAGCUUCUGUUAUUCUGGACACUCGGCACUGGGCGGCAAGACAAAUGUAAGUUGGGUGAAGAGAAGGAAUUCGAAAGUGGAGGACUUAAAGACUUAAAGACAAUAAGUGAGACACAGGGAGCUGCAGUUUGGAAGAAAGUGACUGAAAGCUGGCAGAAGUGAAUAUAGAUUGAUGUGCUUGAAAGGGAGACAGUGCAACUGGAGGUCAGUGGCAAAAAGUCUGAACAGAGGAGCAUUUUACCCAAAGUAAACGACGAAAGGAUUCAAGUUUGGUUGAAGAUUCCUGUCUAAAUCACCUUAACUGGACUGACUGGAAAGUCCAACAUUAAGGUCACCGCAUCCUCCCUUUUGGAAGCUGUUAUGAUGAUUCACAACACCCUCAAGUCCACUCAGCCAUCAGAAACCAGCCACAGGAGAACAAACUCAGCUGCUCAAAGAAAGCUGUGGCGAUACUCCGGCUGCAGAGGGGGCACCCAGGUGGAAACUCACCGACGAAGUGUGUGCGUGUUGACUGCUGACCUAAAUGGUGGAGAGGGUGGAGGGAGAGGUGGUGGUGGUGUGAUGCACACCAUCCACGGGUUGUGCCACCUUUGCAUCGGAUGCAGGCUGCCUCAGGUGACCAUCCUUCGAGGGAAGGAUGGAUAUGGAUUCACCAUCUGCUCAGAUUCCCCUGUGAGGGUGCAGGCUGUUGAUCCAGGGGGGCCAGCGGACCAGGCUGGUCUACAGCAGCUGGAUACCCUCCUGCAGUUAAAUGGUCAGCCAGUGGAGCAGUGGAAAUGUGUGGAUCUGGCCCAUGCAAUAAGAAACAGUGCCAAUGAAAUCACGGUGGUGGUAUGGCGCACCGGUCCCUCAGCUAAGCCUAGUUUUGAAGGCCUCAUCCAUCGGCCCUCUUACAAACCUUCAACCUCAAACUACGAUCCUCCCUCACCACCCACUCGCAGGCGGGCGCCAGAUGUUGGCCCGAGCAAACCUCCCCCAGCUGUUCCGCCUCUCCCAGCGCACCACCGCCCUACUGCGGCCCGCAGGUUACUAGUGAACGGCUCUGAAACUGGAAACAGUGUUGGUGUGGGCAGAGGGACACUAGCGUGGGGAGCCCACAUGGGGUCUGCUGAGGAACUGGAUGGAAAACCUCGUCUCCUCCAUCAUCCUCCAACGGCCACAUUAAAGGGAACCAGGGUGAAGGCAUCCAAUGGGGACAAUUACAUCAUCCUGGCACCCAUCAAUCCUGGAAGCCAGAUAUUGAGGCCGGUUUAUCCUGACAACCAGGGUACAUUAGGUUACAACAGACUAUACCCCACACGACAGACUUCUGGUCCAGAGAGUGGUAGUAGUGGUGGUGGGGCUUUUUCUGGGGGUGUUAAUGCAGGUGGCAGUGGUGGGGGAGGCUUCUCCAGCCGAACUGGGUUCCUAAGACGAUCUAACAACUCCAAGGCAUCAAAAGGGUCCUCCACCUCCAAUAAUACUAGCCUAUUUAAUUACCAGCAGCAAAAUGCCAAUUUUGCUAACUACCAGAACUGUACGAUAGUCCGCUCACAUACCCCACAUGCCAACUAUGGAUAUGUUAAAGUCGCACCGAAGAUCCUCAUCUUUCCUAUUUUUGUUCAGCCUCUUGACCUGUGCAGCCGUACCCUCAACAUAUCGGAAGAGAUGAUUCUACAUGAGAGCAAGCACCACUCUUUAAAGGUCACUGUGUUUGUCUACAAUGACUUGUUGCUCAUAACGAGAGAAAAUGAGCCUGGCAGAUGUAACGUCCUACAGAGUCCCCUGUACCUCAGACACCUCCGUCUGCAGGAUGAUUACACUGAUGGGAUGAGGUUCUAUCUGAUCCACAUGACUGAGAAGUGUGACUGUCUGCUCAGCCUAGAAGCCUAUUCAGCGGACCAGAAGCGCCGCGUGUGUCAGUGCCUGAAGGACAACAUUGACAAGCAGCUCCAGCUUCACAGAAGGGAGCCCGCCGUUCCGCACUUUGAACAGAUGUUGGAGCCAAAGGUGGAUGCCUCUUCUUGUGAGCUGGGCGGCCCAGAAGUAGAUAGAGAAAGUGUGGGCCUCCACAUGCCAAUGCACAGCCCAGAAGGUGAGGACAGCAGCCUGUAUCCCUCCAGCCCCUCAGAGCCUGCAACGCUUGGAAGUCCUCACCCUUCAGAGCCGCUCACGCCUUUGGAUGAGGUCUACACACCCCUUGGAGGUCUGUUGGGAUCUGGGGACCGACAUAAGGUUCCCCCCACUCCACCUCCUUCGACAGAAGGCGAGGAUUCAAAAAGCAUAGAGGGGCAUGAGAUGGACAUAUGGAAAGAGUGUAAAGAUGAAGAGGAAAAGAUGGCAAAAGAAGAGGAGGAGGAGGGGAGCAGCAAAAGAAGUGAGGAAGGAGAUAAAGAUGGAGAGGGAGACGAUAGAUGUGAAGAUGAGGCCAACUUAAAUCUUGUGGCUUCAAACACAGAUGAAGACAAUGUGUCUGAGCCACCUGACACCAAUGCCCCCCCUUCCUCCUCCUCUUCCUCGUUUGUCAUCCCUGAGUUGCGUCUCGAUCGCUCUUUCAGCGCCGAUGCCCUCUCCUCCCCCAACACAGACGAAGAAGAAUAUGACGACGAUGAAGAGGAAGAGUCUGACGAGGAGGAUGACGAAGAUGACAGCGACGAUGCUUACUUACAGCGAAGCGACAGCAAACGCCGUAGCAUGGUGGAGGGUGCCACGUGUGAAAAGCAUGGCGGAGGCCGGCUCAGUGUGCAAAAUUCCCUCCGACGCCGCACGCACAGUGAAGGCAGCCUCCUGCAGGAGCCCCGCACACCCUGCUUCACCUCUGACAAUGCCAUCAACUGUCUGGAGGCUGGCGGUGUGCACCACAAGGGUGGCUGGACGCUUCCAUCUCCCAAAACCUUGAAGAAAGAGCUGAUGAAGAACGGCGGCUCCAUGCACCAGCUGUGUAUGCUUUUCUCUGGGAGGAAGCUGAGUGCCGGAUCCCCCUGCAGCUGCGAGGUCAGCCCUGACGGCACAAAGAAGAAGAAGCCUAAGAACCUGGCCAAAGACAUGAAGAAUCGGCUGGCUUUCCUGCGGAGGAGGAAUGAGUCCCCAGGAAGCAACCCAGCCGGGAAGUUAGACAAAUCUAUGAAGUCAGUCAAGCCCACCCCAGAAGAAGCACUCAAAUGGGGGGACUCGCUUGACAAGCUGCUGACGCACAAAUAUGGUCUGGCAGCCUUCAGAGCUUUCCUGCGCACUGAGUUCAGCGAAGAGAAUCUGGAAUUUUGGCUCGCAUGCGAGGAAUACAAGAAAGUGAAGUCGCAGUCCAAGAUGGCCUCAAAAGCCAAGAAAAUCUUUGCUGAAUACAUCGCUAUACAGUCUUGUAAAGAGGUGAAUUUGGAUUCAUACACUAGAGAUCACACUAAGGACAACCUGCAGAAUGUGACGCGCUCCUGCUUUGACUUGGCUCAGAGGCGGAUAUACGGGCUGAUGGAAAAGGACUCAUACCCCCGCUUUCUGCGCUCGGAACUCUAUUUGGACUUAAUUAACCAAAAGAAGCCCAGCGCUACAUCGACAUCAUCCUCCUCAUAAGAGAGGAGGAGAGACAUAAGGAGAAAUUAAAGAGAACGACAGACAAAAAUGGGCAGACUUGAAAACAAAAAAACCAACGGUGGUUGGGAUGUGAGCUUCAUUGUUUGCCUUUUUGAUUUAAUCUUUAUGUGUGUAUGUAUGCCAUCCUGUUCAUUAGGAUUUUUGUUUUGGUGUGAGAGGAGAUAACGCAAAGUUAUGGCACUGCAAUGGAAUGUAGUUUAACAGAUGGAUGAGUGAUUGGAUGAAUGGAUGUUUAAAUUUCACAGAAGCCCACAAAAAAAGGGCUGGAGCAGGAAAUGGACGCAUGUCUGAUCACUGUUUCUGAUGUGCUUUUUUACGCUAAAGACACACACACACACACACAAAAGAUGCAUUAGCUCAUGUUUUUAUCCAGUUGUACUGGUUAAAAAAAGGGGGGUAGCUGACAUGAAGACAGUCCGGUACUGUUUUUGUCACUUUUUCCCUUCAUCUCCGAGCUUAAACCUCCUUCUUGCUUCUGCACAUUCUCUGUGAACUUCAUAGCUGUUGGUACGAUUAAAAGGUCAUUUUCUUUCCCGCUCUAUCAUAUCUUUGGAAAAUGGAGGGAAGAAAAACCAGGUGUUUGAAUCCUAAUAACUUUUCCAUUCACUCGAAGUUUCUAUGUAUGGAAUCAACUCUGCUUUUUCAAGACUAUUUCAAGACUGGACACGACAUCGGAGACGGAUUAGCAAAGAAGAAAGGUGGAGGAAACACAGUUGUGCUGAAACACCAAUGUGAGAACUUCUCCCAUCCAAGCACAAACAUGAAGCCUGAAUUGGACAAAGAAAAACAAAAACGACUUGCUUCCUGCCUCCAAAGACUCUUUACUAAAAGGAACUGAAAAUCCGGAAAACAAAACACAUCUCUUUUAACAUUGUAGCUCAUUCUGGACUAAUCAAGAAGCAUUCUCAGGACAUUGCUUUUAUAGGUAUCAGUUUGGUUGAUCUUCUUCACUGUUACUGGUUUUUCUAUACACACUUGUUAUACUUUUUUCCCUACAUGCUUAAGGGAUUCAAUCUGCACUCCCCUGUCCUACUGCGCUACGCACAAAGGUUGCUCAUUUCCUAGCUAGAGAAAAAAAGAAAUUUUAUGUGUACAAAGCUUUGCCUAUUUAUUUAGAUUAACUUGCUGGAUGCUUCUAAAGACACACUUUUACAUCCUUUAAAGCACUCCCCCUAAAGUGUUUUUCUUUUUUCCUAACCACCAAACAGGUCCAAUGCUGUCCUGAACUAUUAAGUGCAAUAUUUUUUGUAUUUUUUAUCUUAUUUUAUUAUCAUGUUUUAUUUUGUUCAUUUAUUUAGAUAAAUUCAAAUGUUAAAUGAUGACAGAUCAGCUUGAGCUCUGCAUUACCUUUUAUUUGUUAAGAGAAACAUACGUAGAGCUAUAAGGUUGACUUAACAUAAACUUAAAGAAGCAUAAGUAGUUAAGAUUUAAGUGACUGAUUCUGUGUGUUAACACCCCAGCAGCAGGCAGCUGGGGAAGUAAUGGUUGUAAAUAUAAUUCUUUAAGAAAAUAUGUGAUAACACAUUAAAAAAAUAAACAAAAAGAAACAAACUGGUCUCUGUUGGUAUGAGUAAGGGACCCAGAUGUAUCUAUGUAAAUACAAGAGACUCAAAACUAUAAGAUGACAUGUAUUGUUAAAAAUAGGUUAGAGCAGGUGCGAUCUGCUCUUCUUUUUUUUUUCCCGGUCAUACACUGCUUGUGAGGAGUUUUCUGAAAUGCAUUUUAUCAUUUUCACUGUUUACAAUUCGAAAUGCAUCUCCUAUGAUAGCAAGUGAAAACAGUAGAGUACAUUUGGUGUCAUUGCUAAUGAGAAAUAAACCAAACAACUA